CUGCUACCGACUCUAUGCUCACUGUCUCUCUCCUUGCUCAGAACCGCCAUUUUGGAGACAGAGAGCUGAGAGUCGGCCGCAGCAGAGACAGAGCAAAAACGGCGGACACGGGGGACAAGAUUUAUCACUUGCGGGACACUGUACAUUGUGCAUUAUGAAGUCUCACUCUCCAAAGUGAUUGCCAUUUUGGCUCCUGUACCUCUACCUAUGGCCUCAGAGCAGGAUGGCGUGGGAGAUGCCACAUGCUCAAAGUUGGCCAAACCACUUCACCUGCAGUACCUUGAGCGAUCCCUCCGCCUAGACACCUUUCUAAGGCAGACUGCUGCUAUUUUUAACCAGAACAUUUCGAGUGAUGAUAGUGAUGAUGGUUUGUGCGAAGGGUCUUCUCUGGCCUCAUCUAACCCACUGCUGGCAGUGAAAGAAGAUCACAUCAACCCAGAGGAAGAGACCAAAGAUUCCUGCAGAGAUGGAGAAACAGUGUGUGAAACACUCAACGGAGCUCUGUUGCCAGAGCCCAAAGCUGACAAGGCCAGUCUGUAUAAUUUCUCCAAACUGAAGAAGAGCAGGAAAUGGCUGAAGGGCAUCUUGCUAAGUGAUGAUACCACAGAUUCAGACUCGGAUGAGUCUGGCUUCACACUGUCACGGGAAGAGCUGCAGGACAUGCUGCGCCUACACAAGUUCAGAAAACUCCACCAGAGCAAGUUCCACUCUGACCGAGAGCUGCAGCACUAUCAACACUACAGCACAGGCCUCCUGUCCACACAUGAUCCUUUCUAUGAGCAGCAGCGCCAUCUAUUGUGUGUCAAGAAAAAGAAAAUCAAGGAAGACAAGAAAUGUAAGGCCAAGUUAAAAAAGAUGAAAAAGAAGAAGAAACGAGGUGAGGAAUUCUCCAUAGAGGGUCGGCCACAUGUCACUAAAAUCUUUGCCAAGUUUUCCCAUGAUGCACCUCUUCCCAUGAUUAAAAAGAAGCACUUAACCAUUGAGCAGCUUAAUGCUCGAAGACGAAAGGUCUGGCUCACUAUUGCCAAAAAAGAAAUCCCAAAGGCAUUUAAACAGAAAGUCUCAGCAAGGAACUUUGUUUCAACCAAUGCCAGGAAGCUGGCCCAUCAGUGUAUGCGUGAGGUUCGGAGGGCUGCGAUCCAGGCACAGAGGAACUGCAAAGAGACAUUGCCACGGGCACGCCGCCUCACUAAAGAGAUGCUGCUGUACUGGAAGAAGUACGAGAAGGUGGAGAAGGAGCAUCGUAAGCGUGCUGAGAAAGAGGCUCUCGAGCAACGUAAACUGGACGAGGAGAUGCGAGAGGCUAAGCGACAACAGAGGAAGUUGAACUUCCUUAUCACCCAAACAGAGCUGUAUGCUCACUUCAUGGGGGGCAAGCAGAAUGCAGCAGGGGGCGAUAGCACGCAAGACGACAUCCUACGCAAGCUAGAAGACAACACCGCCCAGCAACAGAUUGACAUUGGUGGAGGGGUUAUGGUCAAUGUUGGUCAGGAGGACUAUGACAGUGAAAAUUACAAGUCUCAGGCCCUUACAAAUGCAAAAGAGGCAUACCAGAUCCACCAAGCCAGGACCAGACUGUUUGAUGAGGAAGCAAAGGACAGUCGCUGUGCCUCUCUGCAUGUGACUAGUGUGUCUGGCUUUGGCGAGAGCUACAGCUUAUCAAACCCAUCUAUUCAAGCAGGUGAAGACAUCCCCCAGCCCACCAUGUUUAAUGGAAAACUCAAGGGCUACCAGCUCAAAGGCAUGAACUGGCUGGCCAAUCUGUAUGAACAGGGCAUUAAUGGCAUUCUGGCAGAUGAGAUGGGACUUGGAAAGACAGUUCAGAGCAUUGCUUUGCUAGCUCAUCUGGCAGAGAGGGAAAACAUCUGGGGGCCGUUCUUGAUCAUCUCCCCAGCCUCAACACUCAACAACUGGCAUCAGGAGUUCUCUCGCUUUGUCCCCAAAUUCAAGGUGCUACCGUACUGGGGAAACCCUCAUGAUCGUAAAGUUAUUAGAAAGUUUUGGAGCCAGAAAACACUGUAUACCCAGAAUGCACCAUUUCAUGUGGUGAUCACAAGUUAUCAGCUGGUGGUGCAGGAUGUGAAAUAUUUCCAGAGGGUGAAAUGGCAGUAUAUGGUUUUGGAUGAGGCCCAGGCAUUGAAAAGCAGCACCAGUGUACGAUGGAAGAUUCUUUUACAGUUCCAGUGCAGAAACCGCCUUUUGCUAACAGGGACGCCAAUCCAGAACACAAUGGCUGAGUUGUGGGCCCUGCUUCAUUUCAUCAUGCCGACUCUUUUUGACUCUCACGAGGAGUUUAACGAGUGGUUCUGCAAGGACAUUGAGAGUCAUGCUGAGAACAAAUCUGCUAUUGAUGAAAACCAGCUUUCCAGAUUGCACAUGAUCCUAAAACCUUUUAUGCUGCGCAGAAUAAAGAAGGACGUAGAGAAUGAGCUAUCUGACAAGAUUGAAAUCCUGACAUACUGCCAGUUGACCAGCAGGCAAAGGCUGCUGUACCAGGCUCUGAAGAACAAGAUAUCCAUUGAGGACCUGCUGCAGUCUUCAAUGGGCACAUCCCAGCAGUCCCACAACACCACCAGCAGCCUCAUGAACCUUGUCAUGCAGUUCAGGAAGGUUUGUAACCAUCCAGACCUGUUUGAGCGUAGGGAAAUACACUCGCCUUUCCACAUGUCCUUAAAGCCCUUCAUCAUGUCCAAGUUCCUGUUCCGACACGGCCUCCUCUACAAUUUAACCAAACUGAAGCAGACUCUGCUUUCACCUUUUUCUGCACACCACAUUCAACAAUCCUUGUUUCACAGAAAAGGUGAGGAUGAAAGCAGCACCUUUUCUUUCUUGCGGUUCAUAAAUGUGUCUCCUGCUGAGAUGUCUAACAUAAUGCUUCAGGGGACUCUAGUGAGGUGGUUAGCUCUUUAUCUGUCCUUCAAGUCAGCCUACCGGCUCCAUCACCAGCGCCUGUGGGAUGAGGUGGAGCAGGAUAACCAGGCUGACGGAAAAGCCCUGUGUCUUUCACACAAAGAUCUCAUCUUGUGGCUCAAUCGGCCAACAUCUUUCCCAAACGUCCUCAACAGUCAUGUCCUACAGGAUUUGGUAUUUACGUCCACAGGACCAGGGCUGGUUUGUCACGCCGAUGUGCUGAUUCACAGCAGACGCUCCUCCACUCACAUGUUCAGACCCUGCCAACCCACUCAGCCACCCAAGUUUUUAUUCACCGUCACACCCAGGGUAACUUCAGUUCCCAUGGAACGCUACUGUGUGGAUCGGAGUGCCGAGUAUGAAUGUAGAUUAAUACGUGAUGGUGGUAGUCUCAUUGCUAAGCAGUGCUUCCUGUAUGGUUCCCCUGAGCUGGCUUGUGGAUGGGCUCAACGCUCUCAGGCCUUCCACCCUCAGAGCCCAGGGGGCGUCAUGUCUCUGCAGCCAAGACAUGGCUGGUCCUUUAUUAGGAUUCCAGACAAAGAGUCUCUGAUCACAGAGAGUGGGAAGCUUCAUACUCUAGACCUGCUGCUGACUCGACUAAAGUCUCAAGGCCAUCGAGUUCUCAUCUACUCUCAGAUGACCCGUAUGAUCGACCUUUUAGAGGAGUACAUGAUGUACCGUAAGCAUACCUACAUGCGAUUAGACGGUUCAUCCAAAAUUUCAGAAAGGCGGGACAUGGUGGCUGACUUCCAGAGCCGGACGGAUAUUUUUGUCUUCCUUCUCAGUACCAGAGCCGGAGGUCUGGGGAUAAACCUGACAGCUGCAGACACGGUCAUCUUUUAUGACAGUGAUUGGAACCCCACGGUUGACCAGCAGGCAAUGGAUAGAGCCCACAGAUUGGGGCAAACCAAGCAGGUCACAGUCUAUCGACUCAUCUGCAAGGGCACUAUUGAGGAACGCAUCCUACAGAGGGCCAAAGAAAAGAGUGAAAUUCAGAGGAUGGUAAUAUCAGGAGGAAACUUUAAACCUGACACUCUGAAGCCCAAAGAGGUGGUCAGCCUGCUACUGGAUGACGAGGAGCUGGAGAAAAAAUUGCGUUUAAGGCAGGAAGAGAAACGGCAGCUGGAGGAGAGCAGUAAGGUGAAGGAGCGGAAGAGGAAGAGGGAGAAGUAUGCAGAAAGAAGGAGAAAGGAUGAUGACCCAGACACUAAGAAGAAGAGGGAGGGUGUGAAUGUGGUCAUCCCUUAUGCCCCGUCAGCAGACAACUCCAACCUUUCGGGUGAUGGUGAAGACUCCUUCAUCAGUGUGGAUAUGGACUCUGCCAUGCCCAGCCCCUUCAGUGAGAUCUCCUUGAGCAGCGAGAUUCAGCCCAGCUCCAUUCCUGCAGACGAGAGCAGCAGUGACAUGCUGGUAAUUGUGGACGAACCCAUGUCUUCUGCUCCACAGUCCCGUGCCACCAACUCUCCUGCUUCCAUUGCUGGAUCUGUGUCCGACACGAUGAACGGUGUCUCCUCCCAAGAUAUGUCCAGUCCAGGCAGGGGAAGGUCUAGUCGGUGUCGAGGACGACCCAAAAGCUCUGGAGGAGCCAGGAAGUCUUCCAUCAGAAAGGGCAGAGGACGGAAGUCGACAGCGGGGAGUGCUGCAGCCAUGGCAGGGGCGAUGGCAGGGGCAGCAGCCGCAUCUGCAGCUGCAUAUGCUGCAUAUGGCUACAGUGUUUCCAAAGGUAUUCCAGCAAAUGUCUCCUUACAACCUACUCUCAUUCUUUCUUCAACCACACCUGCCUUUGUUCCAGCUGGCACCUCUUCCCCCCAGGCUAAAGGAAGCGCCAUGACCACCAACUCACAGACAUUAUCUCAUGGCAGUUCACAAAGCCAUCACAACCCCUCUAAGAGAGGCAAAGUACCCAGCAACCACAGUGGGCGGUAGCAGACUGUCUAGAGUUGUUUCUUUUGUUUUUUUAUUGUAGCAUGGCCAGUACAUUUUCAAUCCCAGGGUGACAGUUUUCCUACUAAUGAUGUCAAACUGCUAUCACUUCACAAGCCCUAUUGUCACUGCAAAACCCAACCUAAUGUUUGAAAAACCUACUUCAUUUUCAAUACCCAGAUUGUAUCCAUCCUGAAAACUUGGAUUUCUAGCCUUUUUAAUCUAAAACAAGUCAAUUUCCCCUAUGUAUUUGAUAUUUUUCUUUCAUAAAUAUACAACAGAAAAAGUGUGUUAUUCCAAUGACACCUCUUUGUUGUCUGAUGAACAAGAAAUCAAAGGGUGGCAGGGCUUCCUCAUUUAUGGUUGGGAAAACUUUCAUCAUGUUUGCCAUCAUUCUGAGCAGAGAUUGAGUUGAAAUGGAAAGUUGGGUGAUUACCAUACACCAUCUUGAACAAAGUCUUUACCUUGAACAUCCUGUAUAUAAACAGAUAUGCUUUUUUUUGUAAGACUGCUCAUAUUUUUGUAGAACAGAGUUGUUGACAUUGUUCUAAUGUCUGUGAACAUUUUGAAUACCGAAUGGCCUUCUGUUUAUUUGCUGCAAAUUCAAAGAUUUUGGCUUAAAUACUAAUAUAUAUAUAUAUAUAUAUUCUCUUGGGAAGAGUAAAAGAAAUCACUGAGUUUGUAGUAAAUGCAAUGAAUAAUUUCUGAAGUGGUGAGUGCUGCUCCAAAAACAUGUCACUGCUCAGAUUGAGCCUGUGACUUAAAAUACUUGGAUGUGAUAUGUAUCAUAGUUUAAGUUAAAACUUGGUAAUUUAUGAUGAUUUGUGUUAGUUGUAUAUUGUAUUGAAACUGUUUUUAAAAGAUAUGAAAAGUUUUGUUGCAUCUGUGGCAUAUGGCUAUGGUAUUUCAGAAAAGGCCAUUGUUGGAUUUAUUUUGUCCCUAAAUUUAAAGAGUGAUGUUCUAUGUAUGUAAAUACUAAUGGGUGUCAUACCUUUCAAAGUUCUCGAUUUUUCCCAAACCGCUUGUCUAUUUUUAUAAGUCAGUGUAAAUAUCUAAGAAACCCACAUGGCCCUUUUACAAAAACAAAAUAAAAAGUAUU
Xyrauchen texanus (razorback sucker) is the source of this 5932-nucleotide messenger RNA. It is a transcript of the gene ino80, whose product is annotated as INO80 complex ATPase subunit. Gene Ontology annotation, molecular function: histone binding; ATP-dependent chromatin remodeler activity; ATP hydrolysis activity. The transcript has 37 exons. Gene Ontology annotation, cellular component: nucleus; Ino80 complex. The coding region runs from base 208 to 4836 and encodes 1542 amino acids. NCBI's taxonomy places the organism in Eukaryota, Metazoa, Chordata, Actinopteri, Cypriniformes, Catostomidae. Gene Ontology annotation, biological process: chromatin remodeling; DNA-templated transcription; DNA repair. The record is from RefSeq and is a predicted model, not a curated record.